UUAGUACAAAUGUUGAUGGGGUUUUUUUUUUCCUUCAAAAAAAUCGCUAGGCGGUGUUUAGGAAGUUUGACUUGGACAAGUCCGGCACAAUGAGCUCUUAUGAAAUGCGUCUGGCGCUAGAAUCAGCAGGCUUCAAGUUGACCAACAAUUUGUUCCAGUUGAUAAUCCUACGCUACGCAAAGCCAGACCUCAACGUGGACUUUGACAGCUUUGUGUCCUGUCUGAUCCGCCUGGAGACUAUGUUCAAAACUUUUAAAACAAUGGACGCUGAUGAAAAUGGAUUGGUAUCCUUCAGCUUCACCCAGUGGAUCACCCUCACUAUGUUUACUUAGAUGGAUGUUCCUCUUCCUCAGUGCUUCCUCUGUCCUUACUUCCUCUUCUUUACUACAUGCCUCCUGUAACCUCAGUAGUAUUCAUGAAGUGGGUAAAUGACUGACAAUAAGGAACUCAUACUAUCAUGACAUGAUGGAUGCAGUUUUCAUUCAGUAAGAAAGGAAAGGAAAGCAAACAUUGAGAUGAAACUGCCAACAGAAUAUACUCAGAAAAAGCAGUGUUUGUUUACACUACAAUUCAAACGUUUGGGGUCAGAAAGAUUUUUUUUUAAAUAAGUUAAUACUUCUAUAU
Molecule: messenger RNA, 624 nt
Organism: Sinocyclocheilus grahami
Lineage: Eukaryota; Metazoa; Chordata; Actinopteri; Cypriniformes; Cyprinidae
Product: calpain-1 catalytic subunit-like
Exons: 4
Coding region: 90-332 (80 amino acids)
Cellular component (GO): calpain complex
Source: RefSeq, a predicted model, not a curated record